This is a messenger RNA of Penicillium crustosum, 1803 nucleotides long. RefSeq lists its product as uncharacterized. Gene Ontology annotation, molecular function: signaling receptor activity. Gene Ontology annotation, cellular component: membrane. The transcript has 11 exons. Bases 1 to 1803 code for a protein of 600 amino acids. Lineage: Eukaryota; Fungi; Ascomycota; Eurotiomycetes; Eurotiales; Aspergillaceae. The record is from RefSeq and is a predicted model, not a curated record.
AUGGCACUGCUCAAACGGUUGUCGCCUGUCGAACGGGCGAGCGGCAUGGACCGCAGCGAUAGCCCGCUCCUCAAAGAACCAGAGAACCUGUCAGGCCCACGGCUGCUGAACCGCGAUGAAAUUCCCUCGUGGUAUGGCCAUAAUCAGUACAUUCGAACCAGCUAUAGGCCAGUGACACCAUCAAUUUCUCGGUGUCUUAGCAGUUUGCUGUACCUCCACAACGAAACUGUGAAUGUUUACUCCCAUCUCAUCCCUGCCACCAUAUCUUUGCUGGGCAAUGGGCUUCUCUAUGCUUAUUACUCUACAUCUGUCCCGGACGCUACGUGGGUCGAUCAGCUUGUUUUUCAUAUUUACUUGACAACCUCGGUCAUUUGUUUUGGUAUCUCAUCCGCAUACCAUACUUUCCUUUGCCAUUCUACCCGUUACACUGAUUUAUGGGGUCGGUUGGACUAUGUUGCUAUUGUAUUCCAGAUUCUUGGUUCAUUUAUCUCUGGGAUAUAUAUUGGUUUUUACUGUGAACCACAUUUGCAAAAGCUUUAUUGGUCAAUGAUUGGCAGUCUAGGCUUUUUGACUGGAUUUGUCGUGGUGCAUCCUAAAUUACAAAGUCAAAAGUGGAGACUGUUGCGGUUAUCAACAUUUGUGGCGAUGGGACUCUCGGCAUUUGCUCCUAUCAUCCACGCUGCUAGUAUCUUCCCUUAUGAGCAACUAGAUCAACAAGCGGGAUUGCGAUAUUACUAUAUUGAAGGACUCGUUAUCGUGGUCAGAGUCUUGUUUUACGCAAAUGGGCUGACGCAGGAUGAAGCUGAUUGGUGGCAGACACAUUUCCCGGAGUCGCGAAGACCCGGAAGCUUUGACAUUUGGGGAUCAUCUCACCAGCUAUUCCACAUCUCAGUCGUAAUCGGUGCGAUAAUUCAUUUGUAUGGGAUUUUGGUUGCCUUUCAAUGGAAUUAUGAAAAUCAGCGAUACUGGGAACCAGAAGACUUUCAGUCGGAAACUACAUCUAUCGCGUCGGCAAUUGCGAAGGGUCGAUUAGAGAAUGGUAGACGGAGUCCUUCCGAUGAACAGCAAUUCGAGGCUUUUGAGAUUGGUCAUAUCGUGUUUCUCGUAUUAGACCAUGACCGACCAAACCCUCUACACCACGCGCCUAUCGACAAGUCUCCCAAGCACAUCCUGGACAUUGGGACUGGUAAAGGAACAUGGGCUAUAUCAGCAACUGUCCGUGGCGUCGACAUAUUCCCCCCUCCUGUGACAUAUAUGCCACCGAACUGCCUACUAGAAGUAGAUGAUGUCCUCCGUGAAUGGACCUGGAGAGACCCAUUCGACUUUAUCCACAUGCGUCUGAUGCUGGGAGCAUUUACCCCCGAGGGAUGGGAUCAAUUAUACAAACAGUGUUACGACGCUCUUACCCCAGGCGGCUGGAUCGAACAGAUGGAACUAGACGUGCGAGUAUAUAGCGACGACGGGACUCUACAGGAAGGUGGCACUCUAGCUACAUGGGGAGAUAAUUUCAUCGGCUGCUCUGAGCGAGCGGGCCGCUCCCUCCUAACACAGGAGACAAUGCACGCCGCAAUGGAGAAGGCCGGGUUUGUUGACAUCCAGGAGAAGCUAUACAAGAUUCCUUUGGGGCCGUGGCCAAAAGAUAAGGUUCUCAAGGAGGCUGGACAGCUUCAAUACGCCCACUGGGUUACUGCGUUAGAGGGCUGGGCUAUGUGGCUGCUCACUAAUCGCCGUGUCUGGGCUAGGAAGCCUACGACGGAGGAAGAAAUGGCUAAAUCGCUGAUUAAGACCGAGACUGAGUUAUAA